AUGCCUUUACCUUCGAGGGAGGUCCUGACCCUCCGUUUGAUUUUCGACUGUGAUGGAGACGAAGAGGAAGAACAGGAUGAAAUUCUCAAAGAUCCCUCAGAUCCCUCUCCGCUGCUGCGCCUGCCCGUUGAGCUUCGCCUCAAGAUCCUCCGCUACCUCCUGCGCAUAGAUCGCAACCGCAAGGCCCAUACUCGCCGCCCGCCGCAGCACAGCAUCUCCGAACUGCUCUACUUGAAUCCGAGGCGUAUUCUCGAGGCCGCACCCUUCAAACACAAGGGAAAUCAAGAGAUCAAUGGAAGUCCGCCGGUCAUAACUAGCUGCCACCUGCACCCCGCCAUUCUGAAGACAUGUAAACAGCUGUACUUGGAGGGCAAGACAGUGUUGUACAUGGAGAACAAGGUGGUUGGUCUACAGUCGGGCAUCAGAGGGCUCGGUGCGAAGCUGAGGAACUACGGCAUCCCAGUCUUUGGGCCCUUCCCGUCGUCCAGGCUGAUUAGCGUCCCAUAUGAUCCGUCGCAGCCUUACGAGUCCAGAUUUGACCCCGUCAUGCUGUUCAGUGGUGGCAACACCAAGCCGGAUGCUCCCUUCUAUAUUUGCAGCUACAAGGACUCGGCGGAUUUCAUGCAUGCUCUUUGGAUCAUGGUCAAAUGUCCUUUUGCGCGGGGCAUGGGAUACAACCUGUCACUAUCGGCAGAGACACGAUAUUGUUAUCGAACUGACAGUUUUGUAAAAUUUGCUGUGUUGCCAUGGCUGCAUACCCACAUCAACUCGAUCAGCAUUCAUAGUCCUGCCCCAGAGACGAUAGCAGAAGGCAAGACACAAGUAACAUCUGACUCGUGCAACAGCCGAGUCACGGGUCUUCGUGACGAGCUUGCGAAACAUGUCCUCGCCAACAAAAACGAGCCCAACCUCCACACCUACAAAGCCAUCUGUGCGUAUCUUGAGCAGGUGCUGCUACAAGGCGAGAUUUGCGUUGAUCAAGGGAAUUUUGUCAGUGGCGAGCUACUUUUCGAGCGGGUGUGUUAUGAGGCUUCCAGCAUUGUACGCACCAGAACAAGCAAACUGGUGGAUGUGUCUUCGAAGAGCAAGGAUGGCAUCAAUCGCGUGUGCAAGCUGAUUGCCGUCAGUGCGUACAGGCUGUGUGAGCUUCGCAGCGGCGCUUUAGCACGGCUCAUAUCCAAAAGACUGCAGAGUUUACCGGCAAAAGGAACGGCUGCUCCUGAGCUCAUACGCUGUGACAACUAUCAACCCCCCGAGAUUUCAAAUCACGAAGAUGGUCAAUCUCUGGACGAUUCUGCGUCGGCUACCCACGAAGACACCUCAUCCAUCGCAUCAACCUCCGAGGCGCGAACGAGCAUCGGUAGCGAAAGCGGCAAGAUGCCUGAGGACAUCUCCACAGGCCAUCAACCUGAACAAACACAGACAACAACGACAGUCUCAACCCCAUCACCGACAUGUAUCAUUCCAAGAACGACUCGUCUUGAGCCGCAACUGGCCCGCGACCUUGCCCUUACCAGCGGUCUUCUGGCACUACGUCUGCCAUGUGCGUCGCCUGUGCCGGAAUGGAAUAUUCGUCUAGACAUAAUGCUUCUGCGGCUUUUUGCUGAGAGGAAUGACACGACCAACGCCGUUUGGAGCAUUCGUCGUAUUCAUAAUAAUGGCACGGCCGAAUUACAGGGUAUGAAACAGAAAAACAAGACGGGCGACAAGAAGUGGCAGGCCUUAAGCGACUUGGUGCAAGAUUUGGCACAGCAGCUGCUGCCGUGUGCUGUCAGAGGUUCCUUCUUCGACACGGCAGAAAAAUGGUUUUAA
This is a messenger RNA of Fonsecaea erecta, 1812 nucleotides long. RefSeq lists its product as hypothetical. The transcript has 2 exons. Lineage: Eukaryota; Fungi; Ascomycota; Eurotiomycetes; Chaetothyriales; Herpotrichiellaceae. The record is from RefSeq and is a predicted model, not a curated record. The coding region runs from base 1 to 1812 and encodes 603 amino acids.